GAGUCCGAGGAUCUGGUAUUUCUGAUAUGAUGAUGUUUGGAGAAUGUCAAUGUGUCAGGGCUAAUGCCAGUCUCUGAUUCACAGUUCAGUGAGCCUGAGAAAGAAAGCAGAGGAACAUAACUGGCUUUGAGGCGUCACAAUGGCAUUGUCCUUCGCAUUCCAGAGAGCGGAACGUUAUUCCGAGGGACAUUCGAUCAGCGCGUGUGCUUCUUCCGGGUCACUGUUGUGUGUGGGAGACUGGAGCUGCUGUUAAGUGCAAAUAUUAGCAUUGGGAAGGAAAGCUCAAUAAAUGAGCGUUUAGAUUGCGAAGGGAUUGCACUAAAAUUGUACUUUUAUAGAGUGCGGUACUUCGUCAGGAAGAAGGUGAUGUUUAUACGGAACAACCUCUGUUGAGCAUCUGCAGCAGUACUCUUGCCAGUAUAACAACGCGUGAAAGAAAGCAGGCCUCUCAUGUUAUUUUGAACCUUUAGCAUUGCUGGACAGAUGAGAAUGUAGUAUAUCGUAACAGUUUAUACUGCACCUUUAAAGAGUUGUUUCUACCUUUUUAUUGGGUGUUGAAACUUUCCCAUAUUGACUAAAGGUCCAUAACAUAUUUCGUAAUUAGUGUUACAUUCGUUCUAAAGCUCCUGGAAUCUCGAAUGAGCGUGUUUACAUUGGUUGGCUGGAUUUCCAGGCAUUAAUAUCAAGAAUUCUGAAACGGCAAAUAUAUAGUUUUCGCUUAGCAGUUGCAUUUUGAAUAUUCGCAUGUCGAGUGCAAAUGGCGAUGUUCUGCAUCCACAAAUGUCUGAAAUGUGGUUUAAGGAAUCAAACAUUGAAACAGAGAGGUCUAUCUGUGUACACGUCCGUUUAUAGAGUGAAUGAAGAUGACAUAAAGGAAAAACUUCAACAACAUCCUGGUGGAUCCAUUGAUUUGCAGAAAGAUCAAAAUGGAAUUGCUAACCUGAUUAUUAACAACCCUGAACGAAAGAAUGCAUUUUCUGGAACAAUGAUGUUAGAUUUCCGGGAUAGGGUGGAGGAGCUAGAACACUGGACUAAUGGAAAAGGUCUUAUAGUGAGAGGUGCAGAGAAUACAUUCUGCUCGGGCUCUGAUCUAAGAGCAGUUAAAGCAAUGUCAAACCCUGAGGAUGGGUUGAGAAUUUGUAUGUUUAUGCAGAACACCCUGACAAGACUUCUGAGACUACCUCUGAUUAGUGUAGCAUUAGUCCAGGGGAAGGCACUAGGAGGAGGAGCAGAACUUACUACAGCCUGCGAUUUCCGGCUCAUGACUUCAGGAAGUGAGAUUCGCUUUGUUCACAAACACAUGGGAUUGGUACCAGGUUGGGGUGGAGCAACCAGACUGAUUAAAUUGAUUGGCUAUCGGAAUGCUCUUAAACUACUGAGCAGUGCCCAACAUGUGAACCCUGCAACUGGUCUGAAGAUUGGUCUUGUUGAUGAAAUUUUAUCAUCCACUGAUGAGGAUAGCUGCCUUGAAGAGGCAGAAAACUGGCUGAAUCAAUACACAGGUGGAUCUUCACAAGUCAUUAGAGCCAUUAAGAAUGUUGUGGUUUCAGGGAGAGAACUGUCACAAGAAGAAUCACUAAAGAAUGAAAAGAGUAUAUUUGGUACUCUCUGGGGCUCUCAUGCCAAUCUGAAAGCUUUGGAUCAAAAUAUCAAACAUAAUUAGUGUCAAUCCAAUAUACAAUGGCCUCAAUUAGCCUCCACUGUUGUUUCAAAUUCAACUUGAUGUGGAAGUAAGCAUGUUUUGUAUGAGCAAGAGCUGAAGACAAAAUAUAAUGUUUCCACCUAGGAUGAAAUGGCAUUUUAAUUUAAAAUGUCUUGUAUGUAUGAUAAGUCAAAAUAUGCCUAAAACUAUAGUUCAAGAAUUACUUCAGAUUAUAAAGUACUGAGAUGUCCACAGGAUGUAUAAAACACUGUAAAAUGGUUUUGUUUCUUUUGAUCAAGUCUAAGCAUGAAACCCAUUGUAUAAUGCAUUUGUGUCUAAAUCAUGGAGUAAAUUCAAUUUCUAUAGCAAUAAUCAGUACUAGUAAUAUGUCUAUUAUUUAUAAUUGUCUUCCAGCUCCAAGUUGAAGUUCUCAUUGACAAAUGGAAUAAAAUACAUAAUCUACACUCCA
Chiloscyllium plagiosum (whitespotted bambooshark) is the source of this 2111-nucleotide messenger RNA. It is a transcript of the gene echdc1, whose product is annotated as enoyl CoA hydratase domain containing 1. Gene Ontology annotation, biological process: fatty acid beta-oxidation. Gene Ontology annotation, cellular component: cytosol. Lineage: Eukaryota; Metazoa; Chordata; Chondrichthyes; Orectolobiformes; Hemiscylliidae. The record is from RefSeq and is a predicted model, not a curated record. Gene Ontology annotation, molecular function: catalytic activity.